AUGUUGAAGAGAUUUAAAAGUAGUGAACUAGGAGAGUCUGCAAGUCGUCGUGUUGGUCAUAACUGUACGACAGAUUAUGCAAAGUCUUCAAAAUCAAAAUGUCGCGUUUAUGAUGAAGGUUACAAAAGCACGGCUUGGAAUCAUUAUGAUUGUUUCUGGAAACACCCUGAAACAAAAAAACUCAAUGGUAUUGAGGAAAUACAUAAUUUUUCUACAUUAAAACCAGAGGAUCAAGCAAAGAUAUCAACGACAUUCAAGGAUUUCAAACAAAAACAAAAACAAAAUCAGGCUGUAUCUAACAAACGAAAACGUGCUCUGGAAGAGGACUGA
Molecule: messenger RNA, 330 nt
Organism: Rotaria socialis
Lineage: Eukaryota; Metazoa; Rotifera; Eurotatoria; Philodinida; Philodinidae
Source: the annotation of a GenBank genome assembly